AUGAAAUAAGAUAGACAGUUUGAGGAUAAAAAUUCUAAAAAAGAUUCAUUAAUUGAUAAUGCUUAAGGUAUUCUUUUUGAAAAAGAAUUCAUUACUAGUUGCAAAUCGAAUGAAAGAAAUGAAAAUAAACAUAUGAAUUAAAAUGAUCAAUAAAACUCGUAUUUAAAAUCACAAUAUGAGUCAGACUCAUCUGUUUUAAAUAACUCAGAAUUCUAAGAUGAAGAAUAUUAUUAAAAUAAUGAUUUACUAUUAAAAUUUGAAAAUAUUUCUAAAAAUAACAUAUGUAAAAAUGUCAUAAAAGCUUUUUUUGCAAACCUACUUGAUAAAAAUAAUGAUUUACUAACAGAUUUUGUAUUUAAAGAAAAAUCACAAAAUAAUGCUCGAAAGCAAACUAAGAAUUUUACUUAAUAAUACAAUUUUAAUAACAAUUACCUUCAUAAAUUAAUUUAGCAUCCUAGAUAUGGAAAAGCUUUUGAAUUUUAUCUUACAUUUGAAGCAGAGCAUUGGCUGGAAAAGAGUAAAGUUAAAUAAAAAGAAGAUCAUUAGAUUUACAUUAAUUUUUUAAAAUUAUGUUGCUGCAACACAGAUUAUUCUAAUCGACUAAUAGCAUAUAAAAAAGGUAAAAAGACAGCAUUUAAUAAUAAAUAAUGA
Molecule: messenger RNA, 651 nt
Organism: Tetrahymena thermophila SB210
Lineage: Eukaryota; Ciliophora; Oligohymenophorea; Hymenostomatida; Tetrahymenidae
Exons: 1
Source: RefSeq, a predicted model, not a curated record